Molecule: messenger RNA, 2236 nt
Organism: Patella vulgata (common limpet)
Lineage: Eukaryota; Metazoa; Mollusca; Gastropoda; Patellidae
Product: archaemetzincin-2
Exons: 4
Coding region: 223-1326 (367 amino acids)
Biological process (GO): proteolysis
Molecular function (GO): metallopeptidase activity
Source: RefSeq, a predicted model, not a curated record
AGGCUGAAUUUAGUUCAUUUCAGUUAUCUGCCGGACUACUAUUAGACAUUAAAUCAGCAAAAAAUAGCUUGAUAAAAUAUCAGUGUGACUAAACUUCACAAAUUUACAACUAUAGUUUUGGUUACCAUUUGAUAUAAAUUGAUUAGAAGUAGGAUAGCCAACGCAUGUAUAUAAUAAUUAAAAAGGAAGAAUAUACAAGAUUUAUUUUGAUUAUAUAAGAAAAUGGGAGCAACAUCAUCAAAUCCGACAGAACAGAUCUCAGCAACAGGAGACCAAUCAUCAACUUCUAAUGUUCAGUAUCUACUAGGUGACAUUCAAAAACUAGCGCCUUCUGCUCGUAAAUUGUUUAAUUUGGGAAAAGAGUGCUUAACAACAUCAGUUGCAAGGCUGCCUUUUGGUAACGAACCAGAAUUAAAAUUUCAAGAAGCUACAAAUCUUGCAGAUCUUCAGAAUCCAGAUUUCCGAUUGUUUAGACCUUUGAAAUUAACUCAGCCAUUAUAUUCUGGACAGACUUAUGUAAAAUGGAGAAGUGUCAGAGAUGUUCAGAAUGUGUAUGCCUUUUGUGCACCUGUUAAGACAAUAAUAUACAUUCAACCAAUCGAUGAAUUCCCAGAAUUUAUUAAAAUUUUCCGUUUGACGACUAAGAGACUAGAGUUAACAUUGUUUAGUUUGCUUCAAAGUUUUUGUCAGAUAUAUUUCAGCGGUUUUGAUUCCCAUGUUUUACCUGAAGUUAACAUCAAGGACAAACAGUGGCAGAUAAGAUCCCGACACCAUUCAGUAACAGAACAAAAACAAUAUUAUGUUGGCGAUUUCUUCCCAUAUCUGCAGAGAUUAAUACCUUCAAAUGGAUUAUGUAUAUUAGGAUUAACAUGGACCGAUCUCUAUCCACAAGAUGAUCUUAAUUUUGUUCUUGGAGAAAGUUCAGCUGUUCACAAGUCUGCCAUGUUUUGUUUUGGACGAUAUGAGCCUAAAGGAUUUGAUAAAGAAACUCACCAAGAUAUAAAAGAAGUAGAUGGAUUAUUGAUAUGGAAAUUAUUAAGAAUAAUUAGUCAUGAGACGUGUCAUCUGCUAGGAUUUCAACACUGUACAUUUUUUCAUUGUGCUAUGAAUGAAAGUAACUCUAUAGAAGAAGCUGUAACACAACCCUUGUUUUUAUGUCCAGUUUGUUUACGAAAGCUUCAAAAAUGUUGUGGAUUUAAUGUGUUAGAGCGAUAUAAAGCUAUGGCUGGAUUCUUACAAGAACUUCAAGAUCAGUUACCCUGUGAACAGUUGCAAUCUGCUGUUAACUGGCUACAAAAGUGUCUACAAUAUUUAGAAGAAGGAUGAAUUUAUUAGUGCUGUGGGUAUCAUGACUGUGAUACGAUUCACAACCUGAUUCAUAACCAGGUCACAAUAUCGACUCUAGAUAACGAUCUCGAUCUACUUUCAAGUCGGAAGUGUAGUGCUUUUGAUGUGAGUGGUGAGAUUUGUCGGAUUGCCUCCAUGUUUUAGAACAGUUUUCCAUAUUCUACAAACAACUUUUAUUGUGUCACCUUUAAAAAAAAACAUAGUUUUUCCAAACCUUUGAUUUGCAUUAGCUUGAGGGUUAGUCAUUGAUUUUUAGAGGAGCUAUAUUCUGUUAUAUUUGGCGAUAUCUAAAUCCACAAUAUUAUACAGUAAACUACCAUUUUUAAUAUUUGUUUUAAUAACUAUGACUAAAAAUAUAUUAAGAACGAAAUGUUACCAUAUAGACCUAACUAACGGAAAUGGAAGUGUUUACGGUUGGUCCAUUUAUAGGGAACAUCUCAGGUUGCUGAACAGUAUCUACUGAGUUGUUAUUAUUUUAGACUCCUAAUUAGUAAGGCAUAAUUUAAAGGUCGUUUUUCAGAGAAGACAAAGGUAUUGUGAAGUAUUGAUUCAGAAUUGCAAUAUAUCGAUUAAAAAAAUAUAUUGUGUCAGCCCUAAAGUUUAUGGUAAUAUAUUUUCCAAAAACUAAAAUAAUUAAUAUCAGCUCUUUAGUAUGAUUCCCAUACCACUAUUGAUAAACUUUGCAUGUACCUAUAAUUGAUCUUGUGUUGAAAAGUUGACAGUUUAAGACAAAAACAGAAAUAAAAUUAGGAAACCUAAUCUUUUGAAAUGAAAAUGUAAUUGUACAGAGCUUGUCCGUUCAUUGAUCAAUAUAACACAUCCGAUUAACCCAACUCAAUAAGGUUUAUUUGUGUGCUAUUUGAAACAAAACUACAGUAGACCAGCAGUG